Molecule: messenger RNA, 1542 nt
Organism: Akanthomyces muscarius
Lineage: Eukaryota; Fungi; Ascomycota; Sordariomycetes; Hypocreales; Cordycipitaceae
Exons: 2
Coding region: 1-1542 (513 amino acids)
Biological process (GO): regulation of DNA damage checkpoint
Cellular component (GO): nucleus
Molecular function (GO): protein binding; DNA binding
Source: RefSeq, a predicted model, not a curated record
AUGCCUAUUAAAAAAGAACCCACAGAAAUGAGCGCCUUCGAAAGAAGGCGACUUGAAAACAUUGCCGCGAACAAGGCGCUCCUAACAGAUAUCUCCGCGACCGCCAAAAAGGUCAUUCCUGCCAAACCAGCCCCCAAACCGGCUCCUAAGAGAAAGUCGCGGACGGAAACGGUCAAGAGAGAGUCGGCAAGGCCAACCCGUAUGAGCUCUCGCCUAGCGGGAAUUGACGCCGACAAUGAGACGCUCAAAAGGAAAUUGGAGGUGGAGGCCGAGUACGAAGCCUCCAGGACGCAGGCCAAGAAAAUCAGAACCGCCGAUGAUCUGAAUCUUGGAGACAUUGUCGUCGAUGGCAGAAAGUAUGGAAGCAGUGUCGCCGGCAUUCAAGGCAUCUUCCGCGGCGCAGAGCCCGGGGUGCGAACGUUUUCCGAAGACGACAUCAAGGAAACGACAGACGCGGGGUUGAAGGAAUUGCGUCUCCGUAUGAGCUCGCUCGAGUUGUACGAGCAUUGGGCUCCCAAUGAUAUCAAAAUUACGCCGCAACGCGUCUACGCACUUGGCUUUCAUCCAAUUGAAGAAAAGCCUAUUGUGUUCGCCGGCGACAAGGAAGGGAACAUGGGUGUCUUUGACGGAUCGCAAACUGCGCCCGAGGCGGAUGACGAUGACGACGCAGACACUCCUGAUCCUGUUAUUUCGGCGUUCAAAACUCACGCCAGGACAAUUACAUCUUUUGUUUUCUCCCACACAGACGCCAAUGCUGUCUUUUCUUCGUCAUACGAUUCCUCGAUACGGAAGAUGGACUUGGAGAAGGGUGUUUCCACUCAGAUCUUUGCUCCGCAGGACCCAGAUGAGGAUAUGCCCAUAUCUGCACUAGAUGUGGCCUCAUCAGCGCCGAAUAUUCUCUAUUUUUCCACCUUGGACGGCAGUGUUGGUCGGUAUGAUGUCAGAGUGCCAAGUUCGGAAGAGCUUUGGACUUUGUCGGAACAGAAAAUUGGCGGAUUUUCGCUGCACCCCUUACAACCGCAUCUUCUAGCCACGGCCUCACUCGAUCGGACUGUUAAGAUCUGGGAUCUCCGUAAGGUCUCUGGCAAGGGAGAUUUGCGACACCCUGCUUUACUAGGAGAGCAUUCUUCGAGGCUUUCUGUCUCGCACGCGUCUUGGAGCGCGGGUGGCCAGUUAGCCACCUCGUCGUAUGAUGACACAAUAAAGAUAUACAACUUUGCUGAAGCUGGCAAAUGGUCUCCUGGACAAGACAUUGAUGAGUCAAUACUCGAGCCGGCGCACGUCAUUAAGCACAACAAUCAGACCGGGCGCUGGGUAACCAUCCUGAAGCCGCAAUGGCAGCUUCGGCCCAAUGAUGGUUACCAAAAGUUUGCUAUUGGAAAUAUGAACCGUUUCGUGGACAUAUUUGCUUCGGACGGGAGUCAGCUUGCCCAGUUGGGCGGCGACGGGAUAACCGCAGUGCCGGCUGUGGCUCAUUGCCAUCCAAGCAUGGACUGGGUUGCUGGUGGAAACGGCAGUGGCAAGCUGUGUCUUUGGAUGUAA